Molecule: messenger RNA, 1257 nt
Organism: Lethenteron reissneri (Far Eastern brook lamprey)
Lineage: Eukaryota; Metazoa; Chordata; Hyperoartia; Petromyzontiformes; Petromyzontidae
Product: protein DVR-1-like
Cellular component (GO): extracellular region
Molecular function (GO): growth factor activity; cytokine activity
Source: RefSeq, a predicted model, not a curated record
AUGGGGACCCACGUGCUCAUCUUGCUGCUGCUAUCGUUGCUGUUCAACUACGCUCAUCUGCUGAUGGCUGGCACUUUGGGCCACGAGACCGCAGAUAAAGCUGCGCCCGUUCAACCAGGGGUUGAGGAUGACCUCGAAGAUGAUUUCAAGAAGCAAGAGAUGCACUUUCUUCGGGCCCUGGGUCUCACUGAGCGGCCCAAACCCUCGGCUGCUCGCCGCGCCAUCCCGGCUUUUAUGUGGAAGCUUUACCGCGGAGGUGAUGAUGGCGGUGCUGCUGGUGGCGGUGCUGAUGAUGGUGGCGGUGGUGCUGGUGGCGGUGCUGAUGAUGGUGGUGGUGCCGAUGGCGGUGCUGAUGAUGGUGGUGGUGCCGAUGGCGGUGCUGAUGGAGGGGAUCGAGAGCGGCCGUGUCGCCUACCCCGAUACGGAGUGACCGGCAACAUCAUUCGACAUAUUCCAGACCAAGGCAGCCACGUGGACCUUCCACGGAUCUCCACGACGCGUUCGCUCUGCGCGUCCCGACGGCUCCUCUUCAACCUGACGGUGGCGCAGAAGGCCGGCGAGAAGGUCGGGAUGGCUCGGCUGCAGCUGGUCCUGCCGCCAGCGUCCUACGGCCCCAAAAGCGGGGAAGUGCCCGUGUCCCUCCGGAUCUCGGCGAUACACGAAGCAGGAGGGACGGAGCAGCAGCUGAGAUCCAUUGUGUCGAGUUCCGUGAGGCUCUCUCGCUCGGCUUGGACCUUCGACCUGACCGAGGAGGCGCGGAAAGCCAUCGGCCAAGGACAGCUGAGCGUCUUCCUGGAAAUUGAGGAGGAGGAAGAGGAUGUGUUGCACACCGACGUGGAAGAGGAACUUCGCUCCUCGCUGCUCCUCAUCUCCAUGGAUGGCUCUCGGUGCACGACGAGACGUGCCAAACGGAGCGCAUCCCGCAUCUCCGUCACUCCCAGCAACGUGUGCAAGCGCCGACGACUCUACGUCGACUUCCGAGACGUGGGCUGGCACGACUGGGUGAUCGCUCCGCAGGGAUACCUGGCCAAUUACUGCGCGGGCGAGUGCCCCUACCCGCUCGGGGAGGCCCUCAACGGCACCAACCACGCCGUGCUGCAGACGCUGGUGCACGCGGUGGACCCGCGCGGGGUGCCACAACCGUGCUGCGUGCCCGUGCACCUGUCGCCCAUCUCCAUGCUCUACUACGACAACAGCGACAACGUGGUGCUUCGUCACUACGACGGCAUGGUGGUGGACGAGUGUGGCUGUCGGUAG